This is a messenger RNA of Vidua macroura (Pin-tailed whydah), 3286 nucleotides long. RefSeq lists its product as uncharacterized. The coding region runs from base 1 to 3108 and encodes 1035 amino acids. The record is from RefSeq and is a predicted model, not a curated record. Gene Ontology annotation, biological process: regulation of cell population proliferation. The transcript is spliced from 20 exons. Lineage: Eukaryota; Metazoa; Chordata; Aves; Passeriformes; Viduidae.
AUGGAGAACAACUUUAAUGGGCAGCCCAGUGAAAACUCAACCCACUCUGAGAUCAGGGUCAGCACCAACCCAAAGGAUGGGUCUGAGGCCUGGAAAACCAUCUGGGACUUCAAGGCUGGCUACGUUGCAACCAAGGUGUUUUCAAAGAACACCUGCAUCAUUGCUACAACUAGCAAGAGGUUUUGGCUUGGCAAACCCUUUCCUACACCACCUCCAGGAGACAAGUCUCAGCAGACAAAUGGAAACCAGCAAAUCAUCUUUGGUGGAGACUCCCAAAUCACUAUCACCGGUAUCUCACAAGGUGUGAAGAUCAAUAGUCAAACAAGGGUGGCAAUCAUUGAGCAAAAGAGCCAAAAUUUAUCAUGGAAAACCAUCUGGAACUACAACAGGGGUGUCAUUGCAACCAAAGUCAGGCAGCAGAACACCUGCUACAUUUCCAUCAUGAACAGAACUGAGAUACCCAGUUUUAACAAUCUGGCCCGACUGGCUGCAGAGAGCAGGAACCACAUUGGUCUUGGAAUACCUACCAAGGAGAUCACCUUUGUCACCAAUGGAUUGGUCAACAACCUCAACUCCUACGGAAUAGAAAUCGCGGCUAUGUGCAGCGGACUCACCACCUACAUGGCUUAUGAAGUUGAUAGACUCCAAGUGAAUCUCGGAUCAUGCAUUACCCUCAAUGUCUUGAGAGCUGUGGAUCUGAGGUACUGCAACAACAACGGCAACUGGAAUGGCAAUUGGAAUGGCAUUUGGAAUAUCACUGGCAAUUGGAAUGGCAAUGGACAGUCUCAGCAGAUUCCAGGCAUAAUCUUGAACAACACACAAGGCAGCAUCUUCAACAACACGCAAGUCAUCAUUGGUGGCCAGUCCCAAAUUGUGACCAUCAACAGGCAAUGGCGUGUGGCAAUCAUUGAGAAAAGGAGCUUCAGUGGGUCCUGGAAAACCAUCUGGAACUACAACACGGGUGUCAUUGCAACCAAAGUCUCACAACAAAACACCUGCUACAUUUCCAUCAUGAACAGAAGCGAGAUGCCCCGCUUUGAUAACCUGGCCCGCCUGGCACAAGAGAGCAGGAACCUGAUAGGUCUUGGAAGACAUACCAAGAAGAUCACCUUUGUCACCAAUGGAUUGGUCAACAACCUCAACUCCUAUGGAGCAGACAUCAGGGCUAUGUGCAGUGGAGUCACCACCUACCUGGCUUCUGAAGUUCACACUUUCCAAGGACCCCAGGGGAAUCUGGGAUCCUGCAUUACCCUCGAUGUCCUGAGAGUUGUAGAGCUGCAGUACUGCAAUAGCAAUGGCAAUUCUCAGCAGAUUCCCAGCGGCAUCUUCAACAACACGCAAGUCAUCAUUGGGGGCCAAUCCCAAGUUGUGACCAUCAACAGGCAAUGGCGUGUGGCAGUCAUUGAGCAAAGGAGCUACAGCGGGUCCUGGAAAACCGUCUGGAACUACAACACGGGUGUCAUUGCAACCAAAGUCAGGCAACAGAACACCUGCUACAUUUCCAUCAUGAACAGAAGCGAGAUGCCCCGCUUUGAUGACCUGGCCCGCCUGGCACAAGAGAGCAGGAACCUGACUGGCGUUUUUGGAAGACCUACCAAGAAGAUCACCUUUGUCACCAAUGGAUUGGUCAACAACCUCAACUCCUAUGGAAUAGAAAUCGCGGCUAUGUGCAGCGGACUCACCACCUACAUGGCUUACGAAGUUCACACUUUCCAAGGACCCCAGGUGAAUCUGGAAUCAUGCAUUACCCUCGAUGUCCUGAGAGUUGUGGACCUGAAGUACUGCAUUGGCAAUGGCAGUGUCAAUUUCCCGACUCAGCAGAUUCCCAGCGGCAUCUUCAACAACACGCAAGUCAUCAUUGGGGGCCAGUCCCAAAUUGUGACCAUCAACAGGCAAUGGCGUGUGGCAAUCAUUGAGAGAAGGAACGUCACCGGGUCCUGGAAAACCAUCUGGAACUACAACACGGGUGUCAUUGCAACCAAAGUCACGCAACAAAACACCUGCUACAUUUCCAUCAUGAACAGAAGCGAGAUGCCCCGCUUUGAUAACCUGGCCCACCUGGCACAAGAGAGCAGGAACCUGAUUGGCGUUUUUGGAAGACCUACCAAGAAGAUCACCUUUGUCACCAAUGGACUGGUCAACAACCUCUACUCCUACGGAAUAAACAUCGCGGCUAUGUGCAGUGGACUCACCACCUACCUGGCUUCCGAAAUUCACACUUUCCAAGGACCCCAGGGGAAUCUGGGAUCCUGCAUUACCCUCGAUGUCCUGAGAGUUGUAGAGCUGCAGUACUGCAAUAGCAAUGGCAAUUGGAAUGGCAAUUGGAAUGGCAAUUGGAAUGGCAACGGCAAUGGCAACUGGAAUGGCCAAUGGAAUGGCAAUUGGAAUGGCAAUGGCAAUGGCAACUGGAAUGGCCAAUGGAAUGGCAUUGGCAAUGGCAACUGGAACAACAAUUGGAAUGGCAUCGGCAAUGGCAACUGGAACAACAACUGGAAUGGCAAUGGCAAUGACAACUGGAACAACAAUUGGAAUGACAUCGGCAAUGACAACUGGAACAACAACUGGAAUGGGAAAGGCAACUGGAACAACAAUUGGAAUGGCAAUUGGAACGGCAAUGGCAAUUGGAAUGGAAAUUGGAAUGGCAAUUGGAACGGCAAUGGCAAUUGGAACGGCAAUUGGAAUGGCAAUUUCCCGACUCAGCAGAUUCCCAGCGGCAUCUUCAACAACACGCAAGUCAUCAUUGGGGGCCAGUCCCAAGUUGUGACCAUCAACAGGCAAUGGCGUGUGGCAGUCAUUGAGCAAAGGAGCUACAGCGGGUCCUGGAAAACCGUCUGGAACUACAACACGGGUGUCAUUGCAACCAAAGUCAGGCAACAGAACACCUGCUACAUUUCCAUCAUGAACAGAAGCGAGAUGCCCCGCUUUGAUGACCUGGCCCGCCUGGCACAAGAGAGCAGGGUAAGGUUCCAAAGCAGUGGCAGGUUCCUGGCCAUAGACAUCACUGGGCCAUUUCUUCAUGUGCUUUUUCUUUCUGGACACCAUCAGGUUGUGUCUUGUGGCAGAGUUUCCUGUCUCUCAACAGUAAUGCAGAUUAGGAAUUUGUUGUAGGAAUGCUUUCCCAAAAGAAAGGGGCUGCAUUAUUCCCACCCCCACUUGCCUGGAGGAUGUUGAGCUCUGCAGCUCGCUGGGCAAAUCCGUUCUUUGUGGAGCUCUUCAGUGCUUUCUUUGCGCUGCCAUCUCACCUCAAGUUCCGUGCAUCUUGACUCCUUUAGAAUGAGCUCUGCCU